AUGAGUCCUCUGAGCAGGAAGACAGAGGAUUCUCCCAGCCCUGCAGUGCUGGGGCUCGGGGCUGCUCUGACUGGUGCUGUGUCAGUGUCUGAAGGUGCUGUGGAGCUGAGGCUGGUGGAUGGUGAACAUCGCUGUGCAGGGAGAGUGGAAGUGAGAGGAGAGCACGAGUGGGGCACCGUGUGUGAUGACUCCUGGGACAUGGCCGAUGCAGAGGUGGUUUGCAAGCAGCUGGACUGUGGACCUGCCCUUGGAGCUCCCCAGCGUGGCUAUUUUGGGCCAGGAUCUGGCCCUGUCUGGAUGGAUGAUGUGCUCUGCAAGGGCACUGAGUCUGCCCUGUCUGACUGCAAAUAUGGAGGAUGGGGCAAACAUAACUGCGAUGAGGGUGAGGAGGCCGGAGUAAUUUGUUCAGGUAAGGGGUCAGCCUGAGGUGCUGUGGAGCUGAGGCUGGUGGAUGGUGAACAUCGCUGUGCUGGGAGAGUGGAAGUGAGAGGAGAGCACGAGUGGGGCACCGUGUGUGAUGACUCCUGGGACAUGGCCGAUGCAGAGGUGGUUUGUAAGCAGCUGGACUGUGGACCUGCCCUUGGAGCUCCCCAGGAUGGCUCCUUUGGGCCAGGAUCUGGCUUCAUCUGGAUGGAUGGCGUGCACUGUAACGGCACCGAGUCUGCCCUGUCUGACUGCAAAUACGAAGGCUGGGGAAAACAUGAUUGCGAUCAGGAUGACGAGGCCGGAGUGAUUUGUUCAGGUAAGGGGCCGGACAUGGCUCUGAGGCUGGUGGAUGGUGAACAUCGCUGUGCUGGGAGAGUGGAAGUGAGACGAGAGCACGAGUGGGGCACCGUGUGUGAUGACUUAUGGGACAUGGCCGAUGCAGAGGUGGUUUGUAAGCAGCUGGACUGUGGACCUGCCCUUGGAGCUCCCCAGCGUGGCUAUUUUGGGCCAGGAUCUGGCCCUGUCUGGAUGGAUGAUGUGCUCUGCAAGGGCACUGAGUCUGCCCUGUCUGACUGUAAACAUGGAGGAUGGGGCAAACAUGACUGCAAUCACAAUGAGGAUGCUGGCGUUAUUUGUUUGGGUGCUGUGGAGCUGAGGCUGGUGGAUGGUGAACAUCGCUGUGCUGGGAGAGUGGAAGUGAGAGGAGAGCACGAGUGGGGCACCGUGUGUGAUGACUCCUGGGACAUGGCCGAUGCAGAGGUGGUUUGUAAGCAGCUGGACUGCAGACCUGCCCUUGGAGCUCCCCAGGAUGGCUAUUUUGGGCCAGGAUCUGGCUUCAUCUGGAUGGAUGACGUGCACUGUAACGGCACCGAGUCUGCCCUGUCUGACUGCAAAUACGAAGGCUGGGGAAAACAUGAUUGCGAUCAGGAUGACGAGGCCGGAGUGAUUUGUUCAGGAUUUGUGCGUCUGGUGGGAGGGCAGAGCCGCUGCUCAGGACGUGUGCAGGUCCAUGCCGAGGGACAGUGGAAAGGCGUCUGCGGCUCCCACUUUGGUGCCCAAGCUGCCGCUGUGGCCUGCAGGGAGCUGCGCUGCGGCGGGGCCCUGUCUGUGUCUGGCACAGCUGCCUCUGGAGCGGGGCUGGGUGCCAGCUGGGACAGAGAGCUGCGCUGCGUGGGGAAUGAAUCCCAGCUCAUCUCCUGCCCCACGGGGCCCUCGGGGGAGCGGCCCUGCAGCCAGCAGGACAGCGCUGUCCUCACCUGCACACAGUACACAGGGUUCAGGCUGGCCAACGGCAGCACAGCGUGUGAGGGGAGGGUGGAGGUUCAGCUGCUGGAGACCUGGGGCACCCUCCGUGCCUCUCGCUGGGAUCUGGCCGAUGCCCACGUUCUCUGUCGGCAACUGGGCUGCGGCUUUGCCGAGUCCAUUCCUGGAGGAGAGCGUUUCGGCCCGGCGCCCGGCCCUGUCUGGAGAGACUCCUUCCACUGCGACGGGACUGAAGCCCGGCUGAGCCAGUGCCCAGUGACCGCGCUGGGGGCCUCCCCGUGCUCCCGCGGGAACAACGCCGCGCUCAUCUGCUCAGGCCCCGUCGGCUCCGGGUCCCUGCGGCUGGUGGGAGGAGGGAGCCGGUGCGCCGGGCGAGUGGAGAUCUUCCAGCACGGGACGUGGGGCAGAGUCCUGUCUGAGCAGUGGGCCGUGGCGGAGGCCCGUGUGGUGUGUCGGCAGCUGCGGUGCGGAGAGGCAGAGACGGCCUACAACCCGCCCAAGGCCGAGCGAGGGACGGGCCCCGUGGGGCUGCGAGGGGGUGAGUGUCCCCACGGGCCCCCCGGGGCACAGGGUGGGUGGGCAGCCGGCACCCACUGCCAUCUGGGCUCCGUCCCCACCGCAGGGAGCCGGCGCGUGUGGCUGGCGAAUGGGCCCGGGCGCUGCGCCGGGAGAGUGGAGAUCUACUCCCAGGGCAGCUGGGGCAGCGUCUGCGACGACGGCUGGGACCUGCCCGAUGCCGCCGUCGUGUGCCGGCAGCUGGGCUGCGGAGGGGCCGUGCGGGCGCCGGGCUCUGCCGCCUUUGGGGAGGGCUCCGGGCACAUCUGGCUGGACGGCGUUAACUGCUCCGGGGCCGAAGCCGCUCUCUGGGACUGCCCGGCCGGGCCCUGGGGGCGGCACGACUGCGGGCACAAAGAGGACGCCGGAGCCGUCUGCUCGGAGUUCACGGCCCUGAGGCUGGAGAACAGCGACGGCUGCUCCGGCCGCCUGCAGGUUUUCUACAACGGGACGUGGGGCAGCGUUUGCUCCAACUCGCUGACUCUCGAGACGGUGUCGCUUGUGUGCAAGGAGCUGGGCUGCGGGGACACAGGGACCCUGGAAUCGCUCCUGCCCCAUGGCAGGGUGUCUGGCCCCGCCUGGCUGGACAACAUCCAGUGUGGGGAGAGAACCAGCUCUUUCUGGCAGUGUCCCUCUGCUCCCUGGAACGCGCAGUCCUGUGUCGAUCUGCGGGAGGAGAUCCACAUCACCUGCAACGACAGGGAGAGGAUCCGCGCCGUGGGAGGAGAGGACGGCUGCUCAGGUCGGGUGGAGCUGUGGCACCGCGGCUCCUGGGGGACGGUGUGCGACGACACGUGGGACAUGCGGGAUGCCGAGGUGGCCUGCAGGCAGCUGGGCUGUGGGCCCGCCGUGGCCGCCCUGCCCGAGGCUGCCUUUGGGGAGGGCACGGGCCCCAUCUGGCUGGAGCAGGUGGAGUGUCGGGGCACAGAGGCGGCUCUGCAGCACUGCUGGGCCUGGCCUGGGGACCGCGGGCUCUGCCGGCACAAGGAGGACGCGGCCGUGCGCUGCGCGGGUCCCACACGAGGCCGUGUGAGCAGCGGUGGGAGAGCCUCGGUGCCCGUCAUCGUCUGCAUCGUCCUGGGGGCCCUUCUCUGCCUGCUCCUGGCCCUCCUGGCCGGGCAAGCGCUGGGGCGUAGAGGCUCCAGGAGAGCUCAGCAGCCCUUCCCCGAGGCCGUGUACGAGGAGAUCGGUUACAGCCUGGCGUGGAAGGAGCAGGAGAGGUUUGGGCACUCAGGCUCCUCCUCAGAGGGGUCCCUGCCCCGGCUGCAGCCCUCCCCUGCGGCCAGCGAGGAGGAGGAUGCUGUGGGAGCAGCUCCAGACAGCCCUGUCCUGCCCGCAGGCAGCCCAGCGGAUGGCUACGAUGAUGCCAGGGAGGUUUCUGAGCCUGGGGAAGCUGAGGCUCCUGGAGCUGGAGGAGAGCCCUCGUCCCUGUCCCGGGGGAGCUGUGGCUACGACGAUGCCCAAGAGGUGUCUGUGGCACGUCCCUGUGAGGACACCGAGGCCGUGACACCGCAGGUCCGGCCACAACAGCCCCCGACGGCCCGGCCGGGAGAGUCCAGCACUGCCGCGAGGCUGCAGCAGCCGGGAGAGCCCUGA
This is a messenger RNA of Colius striatus (speckled mousebird), 3840 nucleotides long. Its product is annotated as scavenger receptor cysteine-rich type 1 protein M130-like. The record is from RefSeq and is a predicted model, not a curated record. Lineage: Eukaryota; Metazoa; Chordata; Aves; Coliiformes; Coliidae. The transcript has 15 exons. Gene Ontology annotation, cellular component: membrane.